UUUGUGCCCGGCGCGCGCUCUCCGGCGGCUCCGGCUGCAGCGACCGCUGCAUCAAUAAUUCAGAGCGGCGGCGGCGACGGCAGCGGCGGGUGCGGGCAGGAGGCGGCGGCGCCGACCGCGGACACCGAGCGGCAGCGGCGAUGCAUCCAAGUGCGGUUGGGCAGCCGCGACAUCCCUGAGGCCCCGGAGGGGCUCCGGGAGCAAAGCGCCGGGCAGGGGAGGACGCCUGUCCCGGAGCGCCAGGACGAGCGCCGGUGUCCGGGGCGGCGGCGUCGGAGCUGCGCACCGAGCCGAGGAGGGGGCUUCGGAGCGGGGCUGGGGCGGGGAGGGGGGCCGGCUGGCGCAGGCAGCCCCGGGGGCGGGGGGCGGGGUGGGCGCCGGUGGCGCGAUGCUGGGCGCCGUGGAGCUGCUGCUGCUGGGGGCUGCGUGGCUGGCGGGCCCGGCCCGCGGGCAGAACGAAACGGAGCCCAUCGUGCUGGAGGGCAAGUGCCUGGUGGUGUGCGACUCCAACCCUACGUCCGACCCCACGGGCACUGCCCUGGGCAUUUCGGUGCGCUCCGGCAGCGCCAAGGUGGCCUUCUCUGCCAUCAGGAGCACCAACCACGAGCCGUCCGAGAUGAGCAACCGCACCAUGAUAAUCUACUUCGACCAGGUGCUGGUGAACAUCGGGAAUAACUUCGACUCGGAACGCAGCACUUUCAUCGCGCCGCGCAAAGGGAUCUACAGUUUUAACUUCCACGUGGUAAAAGUGUACAACAGACAGACCAUCCAGGUGAGCCUCAUGCUGAACGGGUGGCCAGUGAUCUCGGCCUUUGCGGGCGAUCAGGACGUGACCCGGGAGGCCGCUAGCAACGGAGUCCUCAUCCAGAUGGAGAAAGGCGACCGCGCAUACCUCAAGCUGGAGCGGGGGAACUUGAUGGGGGGCUGGAAGUACUCGACUUUCUCCGGAUUCCUGGUGUUUCCCCUCUGACUGGCUCCCAGCGGGAGAGGAAGCUGGGAGAGGGCGGAGGCUAGAAGCAGGAACGGGGCAAAGGAGCGAGUGAAAUUACGCGGGCAAGCCAGAGCCAGCGGCAGGACUUCAAGUAAACUCCUAGCGCCUUCCCUAGCCCUGCCUGGUGAAAAGGGGCGCGCCCCGACGCAGUUACUGAGGUCUUUUUUUGAGAAACUGUUUUCGCUUAGCUGGGCGCGCUCCCAAUUCCAAAAACAAACUCACCUACUCCAUUCCAGUUCCAGUCAUCAAGAAAGAGACUGCCUUGUCCUUCCUAUAACGGCUUCCCGCAAUUUGUCGACAAACUUUGCAUUUCACUAUGUGUGAAAUCUGUCUCCUUUUUCCGGAAUCCUUCUACCCCCCCCCCCCCAAUGAAAUCCAACAUGUCCCCUCCCU
Molecule: messenger RNA, 1384 nt
Organism: Ochotona princeps (American pika)
Lineage: Eukaryota; Metazoa; Chordata; Mammalia; Lagomorpha; Ochotonidae
Gene: CBLN1
Product: cerebellin 1 precursor
Exons: 3
Coding region: 389-970 (193 amino acids)
Cellular component (GO): synaptic cleft; glutamatergic synapse
Molecular function (GO): protein binding
Source: RefSeq, a predicted model, not a curated record